ACAGACUCUGGACUAAGACCUGUGGGGACUCUAGGGGAUUCCAGAUGAUCAUCCGAAACGAGAGGAGAUGGACCAGGCUCGGGGCCGCACACUGGACUUCGGGGUUAAGGUAUUGAAUAUUUAGACCAUAAUUUCAGUGUAAGCUCUUAUAUAUAAACUCACUUCUGGAUCUCGGCUCUAAUCACGGCGGCUGCACCCAGCAGAACUGAUAAGCUGAAGGGCAAAAUCAAUACCUGGACAAUCUGAGCGCACCACUCGUAACCAUGAAUGGGGAAAUGGAGAUAGCAGAUGAGAAAGACUGGAGUGAACUUGAACCUAACUACCCCGUCAAAAUCUUCCUGACGGUCUUUUAUAGCCUCAUCCUGGUGACGGGUAUCGUGGGUAAUUCAGUCACUAUCAGGGUGACACAAGUGCUGAACAGAAAUGGCUACCUUCAGAAGAACGUGACCGACCACAUGGUGAGCCUGGCGUGCUCCGACCUGUUGGUGCUGCUCAUCGGCAUGCCGGUGGAGCUCUACAGUGCCAUCUGGUUCCCAUUCACAUCCACAUCAGGCAACGCUUCCUGUAAGAUCUACAACUUCUUGUUUGAGGCCUGCAGCUACGCUACCAUCCUCAACGUAGCCACGCUUAGCUUCGAGCGCUACGUGGCUAUCUGCCACCCCUUUCGCUUCAAAGCCCUGGGUGGCAAACGUACCUCUGCCCUUAUCACCUUUGCCUGGCUGGUGUCCGUACUCGUGGCCCUGCCGUUGCUGAUCGCCACGGGAACACAGGGCCACAUUCCCUUCCGCGCGGAUACGCCCGUCCAGAAUCUGACCUUCUGCACCAAUCUGAGGGAGCGCUGGGUGAUGUACCGGGUCAGCCUCUUUGUGGCUUUCAUUGUCUACAUGAUGGUGGUGAUCUGCGUGGCCUUCAUGUGCCGAGCUAUGAUCCUGGUCCUGCGGAGACCUAUGGGUUCCCCGGAUGGAGCGACCGGUGGAACUCUAGGAGGACCCAAGCAUGAAAGUUCGAAGGUCAAGAUGGCCAGGAAGCAGACCAUCAUUUUUCUUGGUCUCAUCGUGGGAUCCUUGACGGUCUGCUGGCUUCCCAACCAGAUUCGUCGCCUUAUGAUGGCCGCCAUACCCAAGUCGCACUGGUCAACUUCCUACUUCCAGAGCUACGUCAAACUUCACCCUGUGGCUGACACCUUCUUCUACCUCAGCUCUGUCAUCAACCCUUUCCUUUAUAACCUGUCCUCCAGACAGUUCAGGGAGGUCUUUGUCCAGGUCCUUCGUUGCCACCUCACCAUCGAACACGUGAACAAGCGCACCUUGCAGAAGACCAACGCUGCCUCAGCGCGCUCCCUCCGGCCCCUGCUGAUAAAGUCGUUUCGUCGAAGCAGCGCAAAACGCACCACCCUCCCGCAGGAGAAAACUCCUCCCACUUUUACAACCUUUCAGAGUGACUCGGGAGUGGCUUCAAAUACCCAGACAUCCCUCAGCCUCAUUGAAGAGGCAGACACAGUCAAAAUAAAGACAGACGAACCGUCAGAGAGUGAAAUAUAAUGUGCUGUACAAUUUAAUGCAACACAGUAAACAGUAAAAACAAACAUGGAGGAAUUCAAGGACGCCUGUACUCUGCCGUUAGAAACAAAUAGAGAGAUAUUCCUUAUACACAGUAAACACAGUACAAAGUGUUAAGUCAGGGAUAGAUCACACUCAGCUGACACGUCGGCACAAUAAAAAGCAUAAUGGCACAACUCACAUUAAAGUGAUAGUUUGGGUUAUUUGAUGUGGGGUUGUGUGAGGUACUUAUCUAUUUACUAGAGAAGCAGCAGGA
Molecule: messenger RNA, 1815 nt
Organism: Seriola dumerili (greater amberjack)
Lineage: Eukaryota; Metazoa; Chordata; Actinopteri; Carangiformes; Carangidae
Gene: gpr39
Product: G protein-coupled receptor 39
Exons: 2
Coding region: 264-1541 (425 amino acids)
Biological process (GO): G protein-coupled receptor signaling pathway
Cellular component (GO): membrane
Molecular function (GO): G protein-coupled receptor activity
Source: RefSeq, a predicted model, not a curated record